Messenger RNA from Folsomia candida, 1495 nucleotides. Its product is annotated as carbonic anhydrase 4. NCBI's taxonomy places the organism in Eukaryota, Metazoa, Arthropoda, Collembola, Entomobryomorpha, Isotomidae. The record is from RefSeq and is a predicted model, not a curated record. The coding region runs from base 203 to 1381 and encodes 392 amino acids. Gene Ontology annotation, molecular function: zinc ion binding; carbonate dehydratase activity. The transcript is spliced from 7 exons. Gene Ontology annotation, cellular component: cytoplasm.
UAGACAUAAAAUUGCAUACAAUUUUGUUAGAAUAAAAAUCUUUCUAUCAAUCGGAUUAUUUUGAAAUCAUUUAUUUUUACAAACCCAUGGAAAACGGGAGAUUCGAUCUCUGGCAAUAAUAAUAUUGAUAAAAGAGGAGACAGCCUUCGAAUUAUUUGAUCCCAGUUUACACGUAUUUUUGCAAAAAUACUAAUUUCAAAAAAUGUCACGCCCAACAAUUUUAUUUUGUGGGGUGGUUUUGCUUGGUCUUGUUCCGCUCGUUGUCAGCGUGGGAUCCAAUGAGCAAGUUUCAUCGAUUCACUUUUACUCUCAUUUUUCAUUUUUAGUAAUUUCUUGCAUGUAUAAUUCUAAUUUAAUUGCGUCUUUCAGUAUAGAGCAAGGUCUUAGCAAGAACAAGCCCACCACCCACAAGUUUAUCAACUAUUGCUACAAGGGCUGCAACGAGUCUCUGGACGAUGACAAGCAAUAUAAUGAGGUAGAUUGGGACAAGUACCAGGAUUCACAUUGUAGUGACAACAAUCAGAGCCCUAUAAAUAUUAUACCGGCGCAAGUGUGGAACAACGCCAAAAUAGAAUGGAGGUUAUCGCACCAUUAUUCCGCGUAUCACGACAGAGUCGAAGUCAUGAAUGAUGGAAUAUUGUUUGUAAUCAGAACAUCUACUUUGAACGAGGCUAUUGUAUUCUCUGUGCAUUAUGGAGAACAGGAAGAAGACGUUGCGGUUUAUCUUCUGAACAAUGUACAUUUUCAUUGGGGAGAUAACGCAUUGACGGGUUCUGAACACGCAAUUGACGGAAAAAAAUACGCUGCAGAAAUUCACUUGGUCCACACUCUAGAAGGAACGACGGACAAAGAUUACAAGAAUAAGAACAAGGCAGAGAAAUUUGACACCAUUUUUGCAAUCGCAAUUUUAGUCGAGGAAGGAGAAAGGGAUGAAAGCUUUUCUCCAAUCGAGGGUAUGUUGAAUAAUAACUUGGAUCCUUCAUCAGCCACACUUUCCGAGUCUUUCAGUAUUUACGCACUGAUAAGCAAGCUCUUGAACCAGGGAGACAAAAACGUGUACUACAGCUACCACGGAUCUUUAUCCGCUCCCUCCUGUGAUGAAAUAGUGACCUGGGCUGUAUUCAAACACCCAAUCCAAUUAUCAAGAAGACAGUUGAAUGGAUUAAGAACGAAAGUGACGACCAAGUUUAACUCGCCCAUGGUCAACAACUUUCGUGGAUUGCAAAGUACGAACUCAAGAAAUAUCACUGCUUACUCCCCAAAAAUUGUGAUCAUUGGUCCUGGAAUGCCUGAAGGUGCAUCCACACGAGAGAUGAUGUCGCUGAACUACUACGCCGUCAUGUCCAUCGUACUUAUGCUCAUCAUAUCAAACUUUAUUUAGUUGGGGACCCACUAAACCGAAACAUGUUUCAUGUCUUAAUUCAUUGUGUAUCGAUCGAUGUGGGCAAGUUAUAACCUACUAUAUAUUAAAAUUUAACUUUUCUCUGUUGUUGAA